Messenger RNA from Dermacentor andersoni, 2043 nucleotides. RefSeq lists its product as uncharacterized. The record is from RefSeq and is a predicted model, not a curated record. NCBI's taxonomy places the organism in Eukaryota, Metazoa, Arthropoda, Arachnida, Ixodida, Ixodidae.
GGCAACGCACCCUGCAAUAAUAAACGGGCGCCUGUGCUCGAAUGCUUGGCGAAGCCGACUACACUCGUAAAUAUGCGCGAAAGUUAAGCGGAGAGGCUCCUUCAGCUUCCUCAGCGCACAGCAGCUGCUCGGGGAGCGCAUAACGAACACAACCAGAACUUCACCACGGCCGCGGAACAAAGCAAAAGAGGCCAAACGGCAGACGAGAGGAAACGGGAAACGUCAACAACGUGCGACCACACAGAAGAUUUGGAACGGGCAUUCAAUAAAAACAUGGAGGACUUUGAGAUUACUGCCGCCCUUAAUAGAAAUCGGAGGAUCCCCCACCCCCAGUCAAGAGGUAAGAGUGAGUAGGAAAAUACUCAGAAGAAACCACGCGACCAGUGGUCCGAAAAGGCGACCUGGACGCUUAUAAAGCUGUGGGAGGACCACCUGGACGCUUUACGAGGUCACAAACAACGGCGGGGUGUACGACAAGAUUGCCAAAAGCCUCAGCAGCAUGGGCCUUCCCCGCACGCGGGCACAAGUCCACAGUAAAAUAGAUAACUUGACUCAGACAUACAGAAAACAUGAACGAGACCUAACAACUGGGUCUUCGCCACCGACGUGGCCGUACUUCAACGAAAUUAAAAGAUUUAUUGGUUGUUUACCCAUAAACGACUCAUCGCUCAUGGAGGAGAGCUGCUGCAACAGCAGCAGUGACACUGUUGAAAAGCUGAUCUCUGACAUGGAGAGCGGUCUCACUUCAGACAUGACCGACAGUGAAGGCACAUCGGUGCCAGGAACGCCGACAGAAGAGCCACCACCACCUUCACCCACCGUGCAGUCUGCUGUGAGCCUCGAAACGAGCACAGUAGCGCGCAAAACGAGGAAGCGACGGCGGACCAUGACGACAGCGACGGAAAUUCAAGGUGCCAUACUUGCCGAACAGAGAAUGCUGCGAGAGCAACUUGAACGGGCACAAGAAACUGAAUUCGAGCUGCGAAGCAAACACCUGCAGCUGCAAGAAAAGCUCGUGAAUGCAGUUGUUGGUUUUUUUAAUAAAACUUGAGGCAGAAAAAAUGGUCACUUUGUUUUAUUCACGAGUGUGAGCACAAAGCACUUGCAUGUUGGGGCCCAAUUUCUAGAAGUGAGCUACCAAGGUCUACACCCUCUGUCUGAAGUAGUCCACGAGUGCAGAACGCACACUGGCUGCAUUUCCAAUUUCAGAAUCGCUACUACGCACUGGCUGGGGCAGUUGGUUGUUAGACUGUUGUACAUCCUGGAGCCACUGAAACUGAACUGCAUCAUUGAAAUGCUCACAAAUGUUGUUGAGCACGCAGCAUGCCCGAAUCACCAGGCGGGCAUUGUCAAUAUCACAUUCCAUUCUCUUCGACGUGAAGCGAAAUCUUGCUUUAAGUCUCCCAAAAGCGUUUUCUACUAUACGUCUUGCUCGGCUGAUGUGGUAAUUGAAUGUUCUCUGGUCUUCAUUCAGUGGACCGUUGUGUCCAAAUGGCUUAAUGAGAUUUGGUGUUAGUGGGAAUGCUUGGUCGCACAAUAUCAGAGGUGGGACGGCAACUCCUCCAAUUGCUGCAGCCGGAGCCUUAAAAAGGGGACUUGCAACCAUCUGGGAGAGGCUCGACAUUCGGUAAACGUGAGAGUCGUGGCUUCUUCCAGGGGCACCCACGUUUAUAUACCUGAAACGGUACUUGUGGUCCACGAGAGCCAGAAGAAUAAUGCUGUGCGUGCAAAAAUGAACAUAUACACAGUAGUCGAGUCAAUAAGAACGUCUUAUUUAAAAGCGGUUGCAAUUUUGAUGUUCAUAGAUUAAGAACAAUCCAUGAACGCGUUGACAAGACGUUGGGAUGGAAAACUGGACAUGUUGGUUUGGCAUUUUGUGAGGUGAAAGGCACUAGACAACACACAUAAUAUAUCUCUUAUUUGUGUCUAUGGUGCUUUCACCUCAGAACAUUGACAUCGGCCUCAUAUUCAAGUAAUUUCCUAACAUUAGCCCUAUAUGUACAAUCUCCUAAAGCUCUCCUGAUCAUAUCUUCACUGUGUAUC